This is a messenger RNA of Panicum virgatum (switchgrass), 2585 nucleotides long. RefSeq names its product cationic amino acid transporter 3, mitochondrial-like. Gene Ontology annotation, biological process: transmembrane transport; amino acid transport. The coding region runs from base 241 to 2142 and encodes 633 amino acids. Lineage: Eukaryota; Viridiplantae; Streptophyta; Magnoliopsida; Poales; Poaceae. The record is from RefSeq and is a predicted model, not a curated record. The transcript has 14 exons. Gene Ontology annotation, molecular function: amino acid transmembrane transporter activity. Gene Ontology annotation, cellular component: membrane.
AAGACCAGCAACCGCGGGGACUCUUCUCCCCGUCCUCUCCAAAGAAUCUCCCCCUACCCAACCAAACUCGACAAGCAAGGGGGUGAGAGAGAGGGAGGCGGCGGCCGGCGGGCAGCUGCAGGCCUGCAGCGCGCGCGCGGAGGCAGCUAGCUCCAUCCGCCGGCGACCGGCGCCCCUGAUCGAGCCGUGGGCGCGGUAAAAGGCGCGCCUUUUUCUGCCUCGCGCGGUCGCGCGGAGCCGAUGGGGUUCGAGGGGGCGGCCGGCGCGAUGGGCGGAGGGGUACGGGCGCUGAUGCGCCGGAAGCAGGUCGAUUCCGAGCGGGCGCGCCCCGCCGGCAGCAGCAACGAGCUCCGCAAGGAGCUCUCCGUCGCCCAGCUCAUCGCCAUCGGUGUUGGUUCAACGAUUGGAGCUGGGGUGUAUGUUCUUGUUGGGACGGUUGCUCGGGAGCAUUCUGGGCCAGCAUUGACUCUUUCAUUUCUGAUAGCUGGAAUAGCCGCUGCACUAUCAGCGUUCUGUUAUGCAGAGCUUGCAAGCCGCUGCCCAUCUGCAGGAAGUGCCUACCAUUAUUCAUACAUCUGCGUUGGUGAAGGAGUUGCAUGGUUGAUUGGUUGGGCUCUGAUACUUGAAUAUACAAUUGGUGGGUCAGCUGUCGCCCGUGGCAUAUCUCCCAAUUUAGCCCUAUUUUUCGGAGGAGCUGAUAGUCUGCCAUGGAUCUUAGCUCGACAUGAGAUCCCAUGGCUUGAUGUUGUUGUUGAUCCUUGUGCUGCUUUCCUUGUUUUCCUUGUCACUGGUCUGCUAUGUGUGGGGAUCAAAGAGAGUUCAUUUGUGCAAGGAGUUGUGACAGUCCUGAAUUGCUUUGUGAUGCUAUUUGUUAUUAUUGCUGGUAGUUACAUCGGCUUUCAAACAGGAUGGGUUGGCUACAAGGUUGCUGGCGGAUUUUUCCCUUUUGGAGCGAAUGGAAUGCUUGCUGGAUCAGCAACUGUCUUCUUCGCCUACAUAGGCUUCGAUUCAGUUGCCAGCACUGCUGAGGAGGUGAAAAAUCCGCAACGAGAUCUGCCAUUGGGAAUCGCAACGGCAUUGUCGAUAUGCUGUUCCUUGUACAUGUUGGUUUCAGUUGUUAUUGUUGGUCUUGUACCAUACUUUGCUAUGGAUCCAGAUACUCCUAUUUCAUCUGCCUUUGCAAGGCAUGGCGUACACUGGGCAAUGUAUCUGGUAACUACUGGUGCUGUUCUUGCUCUUUGUUCAACCUUGAUGGGAUCUAUAUUGCCACAGCCAAGAAUAUUGAUGGCCAUGGCACGAGAUGGCCUGUUACCAUCAUUCUUCUCUGAUGUCCACAAGACGACACAAGUUCCAGUCAAAAGCACAAUCGUCACUGGCAUCUGUGCAGCUUCUCUCGCUUUCUUCAUGGAUGUCUCUCAACUGGCUGGCAUGGUCAGUGUUGGCACGCUCCUAGCAUUCACUAUAGUUGCUGUGUCCAUCUUGAUUCUCAGGUAUGUUCCUCCAGAUGAGGUACCCCUGCCAUCUUCCCUGCAAGCAUCAUUCCGUCUGAGCCAUGAAAACGAUGAGGAAAAGCUGAGGGAUACUCUUGGAGAUGAGGAUCAUGAAGAAGGGGCAUCUGAGAUUAGUGAUAUUGUAGUAGAAUCAAUUAAGGACCCCCUUAUUGAGAAGCAGCUAUAUGCAAGCAAGUUGGAUGAGACAAAGCGGCGCAAGACUGCUGCUUGCAGCAUUGCAUCUGUCUGCAUAGGGGUUCUGGUCCUCACAACUUCAGCCUCUGCGACAUUCUUGCCCUUCCUGGUGCGAUGCUUUGUUUGCGCUUUUGGUGGCCUGCUCCUCCUAACUGGUCUGGGCGUACUCUGCUGGAUUGACCAAGACGACGGGAGGCAUUCCUUUGGCCAUUCUGGAGGAUUCAUCUGCCCAUUCGUUCCAUUGCUGCCAGUGAUGUGUAUCCUGAUAAACACAUACUUAUUGAUAAAUCUGGGUGGUGGCACAUGGAUGCGAGUGGGGGUGUGGCUGGUGAUGGGGGUGUUUGUGUACAUUUUCUAUGGGCGCACCCACAGCUCAUUGACGGAUGUCGUGUACGUCCCUGUUGCUGAGGCGAAUGAGAUAUAUGGGUCAUCAUCUGCAUCAGGGUUUGUGGCCUAAGGGGAGGUGGAAGGAGACAUUGUGGAAGCCUAUCUUUAGCUAUUACAUGCUCCAGGGUACUUUCUUCCAGAACCUUGAAGAAUCAGACUGGAGCAGAUCCCAGCUUGAGCACUAUGCAUUGCAGGCGGGUUUGAAGAAUUCAAUUUGUAUGUCAAUUCUUUAAAUGUGCAUGUAUAAAUUGUAAUUCACGGCUAUGCUUGUGUGCCUCUGUUCGAGGAAUGUAAAUAUUACAUAGAUUUAUAGGUGGGAUUGUUAUGAAGGUUUUUGUAAAAUGAGGGUUCCUCUAGGAAUUUGUACGGUUAGUAAAAUUAUGUUCUAAAUUCAAAGGUGGAGUUAUGAUCUCCAACCCAAAUAGGGCUGAGUGUAAGCUUUAUAAUGUGCUGAAAGCCCUGAACACGUUUUAUACCAUAAUGGACAAUACCAAGUGGUCUUUUCGGAGGCAA